GACCGCCGCCAUGCUCGCCAACGCCGCCCCGGCCGAGCAGAAGCAGAUGCUCGGCGAGGCCCUGUACCCGCGCAUCCACGCGUCGCAGCCCGAGCUCGCCGGCAAGGUGACGGGCAUGCUCCUCGAGAUGGACUCGAGCGAGCUCCUGUACCUCCUCGAGAACGACGAGGCCCUCACGGCCAAGGUCCAGGAGGCCCUCGACGUCCUCGCCGAGUACACGCAGCGCCAGACCGACGCCCCGGCCCCGGCCGCGUCGUCCGAGGAGGCUGCCCCGGCCGCCGCCGAGGAGUCGUCGUCGGCGUAAAAAGGGAGGACCGAGCGCGCUCUUGACUGAGUCGUCGUCCGCUUCCCCUUUUCCUCGCCCGUCCCUCCCUCUUGCCUACCCCCUUCCCCCCUCCCCUUCCUCCCCUUUCCGCUCUCGCUUGGCUGGCGUAGCGGGGAAGACGACGUUUGCGUGCAGGACGACUUUGACGCCGUGUUGGCCUUUCGAACGGUCGGCGUGCAGCCUGGUUGACAAUGCCCACAGCCUCGAUUUCCCUCUC
This is a messenger RNA of Rhodotorula graminis WP1, 542 nucleotides long. RefSeq lists its product as uncharacterized. The coding region runs from base 11 to 304 and encodes 97 amino acids. Gene Ontology annotation, cellular component: nucleus. Gene Ontology annotation, biological process: protein polyubiquitination; DNA damage response; regulation of double-strand break repair. The record is from RefSeq and is a predicted model, not a curated record. The transcript has a single exon. NCBI's taxonomy places the organism in Eukaryota, Fungi, Basidiomycota, Microbotryomycetes, Sporidiobolales, Sporidiobolaceae. Gene Ontology annotation, molecular function: RNA binding.